This is a messenger RNA of Wasmannia auropunctata (little fire ant), 2022 nucleotides long. RefSeq lists its product as uncharacterized. Lineage: Eukaryota; Metazoa; Arthropoda; Insecta; Hymenoptera; Formicidae. The coding region runs from base 663 to 1871 and encodes 402 amino acids. The transcript has 4 exons. The record is from RefSeq and is a predicted model, not a curated record.
AGGCGCGUGCAGUGCGGCUGUCUGCGGCUGCUCGUCCGUCAGUCGGUGGUCGUGGGUGGUCGCACGCACGCUCGGGGGUGACGGGUGCGUCUACAUUCGCGAGGAGGGCGAUGGAGGCUUCGUGCGCCUUGCUGGCGAUCGAGUGAGACGCGCCAUUCGUUGAACCGCGUCGCGUCGUCGUCGUCGUCGUCGUUCGUGUAUCAAAUCGUCCGUGAUAAAGAGUGACACAAACGGACCAAGGGCAGCGCGUGAAAGGAACCCUCGUGAGCGCAACGGGGUGACAAAAUGUCGAUGUAUCACUGUUUAUUGUGAACGAUUCGAGGAAACGAGACAGAAAGGCAGAGGGAGAGAGAGAGAAAAAGAGAAAGAGAGAAAAGGGGGUUGAACACACAUACUUACAGAGUGGCGAACACCUCUCUCUCUUUCUCCCUCUCUCAGAUCGUUGAGAGGCAAGGGAAAGGGGGUGAGAGAAAGGAAAAGAAAAGGGGAAAGUGAUAUUUCCCUCGGGAUAAAACGAAGGUGCGAGAGACAUACGCCAUGGCAAGGACCGAUCAUCGACCGAUUAUGGGACGUAACUCGUAACGGGGAACGGGGGCUGCCCCGAGUAUACGGAAUCGCCUUGAGUCGGCAACCGAGGAAGCGACCCGGCAAUCCGCGGAGCGAUGUACGCCGCGGCGGGUGGUGCGAGCAUCGCCAAUCGGAGGAAGCAGAAGCGGCUGCAGCUCAACAAGCAGGCGCCGGUGAACGUCAUACCGUCAAGACUGAAGACCGGCUUACCGCCCGGCCCGCGUCACUAUCAGCACCACCAGCACCAGCACCAGCAUCAGCACCAGCACCAGCACCAACACCAGCAUCAGCAUCAGCAUCAUCAGUGUCAUCAGCAUCACUACCAUCACCACCACCACCCGACCAAGCUCGCCGCCCGUCCGCACCAAGUCGCAUCGGCACCGCAGGGUCCGCGAGCGCAACAGGCGCCGACGUCGACGUCGUCGUCGUCCGCCGCGUUCCACCCGGUCAUCGACGAUCGGCGCCGUCAUCACGCCGACCAUCACAAGUCCCAUCAGCAGGUCGCCCCGGUCUCGCCGAUCCAGUUUCCAAUCUCACCGCCCCCGCUCUCCCUCGAGUCCUCGGCGUCUGCCAACGCCUUCCCGGCCAAUAAGUCCAGCAACUUUCCCUUCCCGCCGCCCUCGAUCCUCGAUCUCCGAGUCUCGCCUCCGACUUCGGAGCUACAGUGCGGCGGUCAGGGACCUGGCGGCAAGGCAGCGUGGCAAGGAUGCAACAGACCUUCCCCCCUUCCCUUAUCUCCCACGUCGCCCGGAGAUGGCUACAGAGCGAAGCAGUGCGAAGCACAUCGGCGAUGGAUGAAAAGAAACAGGAUAAGGGACGCCAGCUACUGCUACGGGAGCAGCGACGAGGACGAAGAUGACAGCAGUAACGCCCUUCGUCAGCGGGGCGAGGUCAGCGCGGCGGUCAACACCGUGCUCUACGUCGGUUUGGGGACCACCGCGCUCGGCUUAGUCAUCUCGUUCGUCGGCACCGGGGAGAAGGGCUUCCAGAGCCCGCAGCUGAGGCUGGUCGGCCCGUCGUUACUGUGCGCCGGUUUACUGUGCUGCCUGUUCCGCGUGUUGUUGUGCCUCUGCCUAUGCCACUGCGGCCAGUGCCCCUGGCGGUUCGGCCAGGUCGCCUCGCACAAGGAGAAGGCGAGGAAAGCGGACGCGCUACCGGGCCCGGGAACGUUAUCGACCGCCUCGCUGUUGCCGCCGACGACGCAGCAGGAACGGGAACGUCCGGUCGCGCCCACAAGCCGCUCCGUGUCGCCGGCGACGAAGGGACACGAGCUCCUGCUCUCACCUGCCCAAUUACCGGAGUGAAGGGACAACGUGAUUUGCGCGCGCGCGCGCCACAAACAUUUUCUACGAAUGAAAUUCUAUAUACGGUAACGCCGAUUUACUGCCGGUUCACGCCCGAUUAUUCGACCCCUAUAGUUUCCGUCGCGGCCUGAACCGCGAGUUCUCGCAGUCC